Molecule: messenger RNA, 1091 nt
Organism: Myxocyprinus asiaticus (Chinese sucker)
Lineage: Eukaryota; Metazoa; Chordata; Actinopteri; Cypriniformes; Catostomidae
Product: guanidinoacetate N-methyltransferase-like
Exons: 6
Coding region: 171-875 (234 amino acids)
Biological process (GO): creatine biosynthetic process
Cellular component (GO): nucleus; cytoplasm
Molecular function (GO): guanidinoacetate N-methyltransferase activity
Source: RefSeq, a predicted model, not a curated record
ACAGAGUACUCCUUAUCAACUUAGCAGUGCACUCAUUCUAUCACUACACUUAUUCUCGCACAAUCAGCAGUUCUUUAUAUAUAUACACAACCCAAGACAGCAGGAAGAGGAUCUCUUCAGCGACUACGCCUAGACACCACAACACACCUGUCAACAUUCAACAAUCGACCAUGAACACUGCACAGCCGAUUUUCUCAAAGGGGGAAAACUGCAAACAAGUGUGGCACGACGCGAGUGCUGACUACAAUGAGGCCGACACACACCUGGAGAUCAUGGGCAAACCUGUUAUGGAGCGCUGGGAGACUCCAUAUAUGCACUCCCUUGGAACAGUUGCUGCAUCUAAAGGUGGACGGGUGCUUGAGAUUGGCUUUGGAAUGGCCAUAGCAGCCACUAAGGUGGAGUCGUUCCCCAUUGAGGAGCACUGGAUCAUCGAGUGCAAUGAUGGCGUGUUCCAGAGGCUGCAGGAAUGGGCCAAGAUCCAGCCACACAAAGUUGUUCCUCUAAAAGGCCUAUGGGAAGAUGUGGUACCAACUCUACCUGACAAUCACUUUGAUGGCAUUCUUUAUGACACAUACCCUCUGUCAGAGGAAACUUGGCACACACACCAGUUCAACUUCAUCAAGAGUCAUGCAAACAGACUCCUGAAGCCCGGCGGUGUGCUCACAUACUGUAAUCUUACCUCCUGGGGUGAACUGCUGAAAAGUAAAUUUAACGACAUUGACAAAAUGUUCCAAGAGACACAAGUUCCCCACCUGCUGGAAGCUGGAUUCAAAAAAGAGAAGAUCAGCACCACACUGAUGGAUAUCAGUCCUCCCAGUGAAUGCAAAUACUAUUCCUUUAAGAAGAUGAUCACACCAACUAUUGUUAAAGAAUAAGAAAACACAAACUUCCAACCCAUCAGUAUAGUGUCAAUUGUCUCAAGAGUUUCCAAAUUAUUUAAUUAAUUUUUAAUGGCGGAUUGCUCUAUAAUCUCUCAUAAUGACUCCAAAAAAGUUUUUAUAAAUGAUCAUGUGUAGCUGUACAAUGCAAAGGUAUUUUUUCUUCUUUCUUUGAUUGUAUUACAUGAAAAUAAACACUACAUGAUUUACAAA